AUGAGUGAACGUGAGGUCCCAGGUGUCGUCCAAGUGUUGCGCGAUGCCGCGACGGAAUUAAGCCGAGGGCCGCAACAGCCCUACCGUACGUCAGAAGCACAAUGGACGAGCUCCCCACUCCAACACGUCCACAUUCCAGUCCUCGACCGCGCUUCUCCACUCCUCUCCUUCCCGCCUGAACCCCCGUUCACCUUCCACCCCAGCUUCCCUUCCCCAGCGAGGACCGUCUCAACGCUCACACAUGUCCACUGCACCUCUCUCGUUGCGUCAUCAAGUGAUGCGCAUAUACAAAGAGCUGCUCUACCUGUCACGAGACUACCCGCAGGGCUACGACUGGGCGCGGUCACGGCUGCACAAGGCCUUCUCCAGCCAGCGGCAUCUGACGGACGAAGUAGCGAUCAAGAGCGCGAUCAAGCGGGCAGAGUUUGUGAAGAAGGAGGUGGAGGCGCUGUGAGUAUGCAUGCUAAGAGUAGGGUCAAGUGUUUGGCUGACGAGGGGGGGGGAGGAAAAGAUACUAUUUGAAACGCUACAGAGCACUGCGCCAGAGAUACGAUCCUAUCCAAUGAUCAAAAAGAAAGAGCCAUGUACAACGAUCUUUUCCAAUGGUCUUUUUUUUUAA
Messenger RNA from Ascochyta rabiei, 619 nucleotides. RefSeq lists its product as uncharacterized. The coding region runs from base 1 to 522 and encodes 173 amino acids. The record is from RefSeq and is a predicted model, not a curated record. NCBI's taxonomy places the organism in Eukaryota, Fungi, Ascomycota, Dothideomycetes, Pleosporales, Didymellaceae. The transcript has 2 exons.